Molecule: messenger RNA, 927 nt
Organism: Vanessa atalanta (red admiral)
Lineage: Eukaryota; Metazoa; Arthropoda; Insecta; Lepidoptera; Nymphalidae
Exons: 3
Coding region: 188-898 (236 amino acids)
Biological process (GO): regulation of transcription by RNA polymerase II
Cellular component (GO): transcription regulator complex; nucleus
Source: RefSeq, a predicted model, not a curated record
CAGAACACAUAAUAUUUAUAAAUUUUACAUCAAGAUUCAAGUUUAUGUUUAUUUGCAUAAUUUGAAUGAAUUAUAGGCAAAAGAAGUUCAAAAGAUGUAUAAAGUAAAUAUCUGAAAUGAAAAAGAUUCAAAUUAAUAUUUUAUUAAUAAAUGGACUCUGUAAGAUCAAUUAAGAAACGAAACAAAAAUGAUAUCAGAAUUCGCAAAAGAAAAAGUAUUUUGGACUAGAAAAAUGAAUCUUAAAUUGGUAAAAUUCAUACAGAGCCGACCAAAUAUAUGGAAUCCAAAACACCCAAAAUAUACUUCAGUUGAAUACAGAGACCGCACAUACGCAGAGUUUGCAGCAAAAUACGGUAACGAGUUUACGGGCCAAGCCGUGAAGGAUAGGUGGACAAAUAUAAGGUCUACUUUUGCUAAUUACUUAAGAAAAAUAAAGGCUAGUCAAGCUAAAAGUGAUGGGGAGGAGUACAGAGUUAACUGGCACUUGUGGGAAGCUUGUCAAUUUCUUAGAAAAGUUAAUCGAGCUGUUAAACUUCGGGUAGAGGACAUGGAUAUUGAAGAAAAAAAAGAAGUCUUCUUUACGUCAGAAGAAAAGGAUUCUCAAAAUGAACUGGACUACAACAGUGACCAAUACUCCGAUAAUAAUUCGACACAUUCAAAUAUUUCUUGUCAAGGCAUAGCGGAGAGUUUAGUAUCAGUAUUUAAAGCUGUACAAAAUGAUUCCUUUACUUUAAAUAACUCAAAAUAUGAAAAAGUGGGUAAAGCUGUCACUAAAAAGUUAAAUGAAAUGAAUUCCUUUGAAGCAGCGAAGAUGACUCAACAAAUAAUUGACAUAUUAUGCCUUUAUGAUAAGAAUAAUGUAUUGAAUCCAAACUGUUUAAAGACUGAAUGUAUAUAAAAUAAAUUAUAUUUAAAUUAUUUGUUUAA